Messenger RNA from Amyelois transitella, 2834 nucleotides. RefSeq names its product cytochrome P450 6B2. The record is from RefSeq and is a predicted model, not a curated record. The coding region runs from base 55 to 1584 and encodes 509 amino acids. NCBI's taxonomy places the organism in Eukaryota, Metazoa, Arthropoda, Insecta, Lepidoptera, Pyralidae. The transcript is spliced from 2 exons. Gene Ontology annotation, molecular function: iron ion binding; monooxygenase activity; oxidoreductase activity, acting on paired donors, with incorporation or reduction of molecular oxygen.
UAGUUUUGUCUUUAUCAGUCUUCAUAUAGCCACGUAUCAUUUUGGUCAACAAAAAUGAUAGCUCUGAUAUUGUUUUUAAUAUUUAUAGCCGUAGUGUACUUAUAUAAUACAAGGAAUUUCAAAUACUGGGAGAAGAAAGGUGUGAAACAUGAUAAACCAGUGGUUUUAUUCGGUAAUAACAUCAAAGGAUACCUCAUGCAGCAGACGAAAUCGCAAGCAGCCGCAGAAAUGUACAGGAAAUAUCCAAAUGAGAAAGUUAUAGGAUAUUACCGAUCGGCGCGUCCUGAAUUAAUAGUAAAAGAUCCAGAAUUGAUCAAGAAAAUAAUGGUGACAGAUUUUCAACAUUUCUUUUACAGAGGCUUCAAUCCCAACAGGAAAGCUGUUGAGCCAGUUUUUCAUAGUUUGUUCGCCGCUGAAGGUGAUUUGUGGAAGAUGUUGAGAACCAGAAUGACCCCAGCUUUUACAAGUGCGAAAUUGAAAGGAAUGUUCCCUCUUAUCAUCGAAAGGGCAGAGAAAUUGCAAGCCAGGACGUUAGAGGCAGCUAAAGCAGGAAAAAGUCUCGAUUCCAGGGAACUCAUGGCUAGAUACACAACAGAUUUUAUUGGAGCGUGUGCGUUUGGUCUAGAUUCGGAUUCACUGAACGAGGAAGAUUCCAAUUUUCGAAAACUCGGCAAAAAAAUAUUCGACGCCGGUUUCAAGGAUUUCAUAAUCAAUCUAUUAAAAGAAAUGUGGCCAGAAGCAUUUAAGAAUCUGAAAUAUUUUGCGAAAAUUGAAGACGGUGCGAGACAAUUAGCUUAUGAGGUGCAGAAAGCGAGAAAUUUCCAGCCGUCGGGACGCAACGACUUCCUUGAUAUGAUGAUGGAGAUAAAAGGCAAAGGCGCAGUUGAAUUUGAAUCAAUCGAAAAGGUGUUACCUAAUGGUGAUUCUGAAAAGGUUGUGAUGAAUUUUACAGAUGACAUAUUUAUGUCACAACUUCUUGUUUUCUUCGCGGCUGGAUUUGAAACAUCUUCAAACUCGACAAGUAUGACUUUACACCUUCUAGCUUAUAAUCCUGACGAACAAAAGAAAGUACACGAAGAUAUAGAUAAAGCUUUAGCUAAACACAAUAAUAAACUGAGUUACGACGCAAUAAGAGAUAUGCCUUAUUUAGAAAUGGCUUUUAAAGAGGCCAUGAGGAUAUUGCCUGCACUUGGCUACGUUUCAAGAUUAUGUUCGAGAGAUUACACUUUUGAAGAAUUGGGUCUUACGAUUGAUAAAGAAGUUAGAGUCGUUAUUCCAAUUCAGGCAUUACAUAUGGAUCCUAAAUACUGGGAUGAACCGGAAGAGUUUAAGCCUGAGAGAUUCCUUCCAGAGAAUGCUGAAAAAACAAAAGACGUAUAUUUACCAUUUGGAAUCGGACCACGCAGUUGUAUUGGUGCACGCCUUGGCCUUAUGCAAUCUUUAGCUGGCUUGGCGGCCAUAUUGUCAAAAUUCGAGGUCAAACCUGCGCCGGAGUCGAAGAGACAUCCGGAAAUAGAUCCGCUGUCAGAGAUUGUUCAAGGCGUAAUUGGUGGUCUUCCUCUUAUUUUUGAAGAACGAAAAUAGUUUAAAUUAAAAAAAAAAUACAAAAGCAAAUAUAACGUUAAAUACGUGUUAGUAUAAUUUAUAACGAUAACACGCUUACAAUGAGUAAAACUUUACAAGGUGAAAGAAAAAAUCAACAACAUUAUACUAAAAAGGGUAAAUAAAAAAAAUACAUAUGUUACAAAAAUAUAUCCUCCACAACCUGUAAAUCCAUAUUAUAGUAUUUUGUUUUGAUAAGACAAACAUAUAUUGUAACAUAUGCCUGUGGUUUCGUCCUACAUAUACAUAAUCACGUCUUUAUCCCUCGCGGGGUUGACAGCGCCAACAGUCGCACAAAGACUGAAAAGCCAUGUUCAGCUGUUCGGCUAAAGAUGGAAUUGAGAUUCAAUUAGUGAAAGGUUGCUAUCCCAUCGCCUAUAAGACCCUUAGUCGGCUUUAACGACAUCCAUGGGAACGAGAUGGAGUGGUCCUACUCUUUUUUUUUUGUUAAUGCCGGGAGCCACACGGCAAAUAAUCUAAAUACAGUAAUAAUGUUAUUAUCUACCAUUAACGAGUUUCAAAGAUUAGUGUUUAUUCAACAAACUGUGUAUUACAAGUCAAUUUGUGAUGACUGAUGACACAGCAUUUACCCUAGGACAAUGAUAAGAUGUUAUGUUUUCAUUUAAUAGUAUGAUAUGAGUUGAUAAGUUUCCUUUUGACAAAUAGCCGUGUAAUGACCGUUCUUACGAGCAAUCAUCAUUUAUUUAAAAAAAAUAGAACUAUAAUUACAUACAGUUGGAUGUGGCCUUCCAGUGCUUGCAAGACUGUUGACUCUGUCUACUCCGUGAGAAAUAAAGAGGUGAUAAUAAUAAUGUAAUUAAAAUAACAUACAUACAUAUGGUCACGUCUUUAUCCCUUGCGGGGUAGACAGAGCCAACAGUCUUGAAAAGACUGAAGGCUUACAAACUUAGGAUUCUUUUUUAGGCGAUGGGCUAGCAACCUGUCAAUAUUACAGCUGAACGUAGCCAAUUGGUCUUUUCGAGACUGUUAGCUCUGUCUACCCCACAGGGACUAUAUGUAUGUUCCAGGUUUUCAUCGUAAAGGCUAGCCUUUGUCGUAUUAAAGACAUACAAUACAUCACAGGACUGCACAAUAGCCUAUUUAUGUCUAGUACAUUAACCGGUCAUUAUAACAAUGGUAUAAUGGUUAACAUUGUACGCCUAUUGUUAUUUUAACAUGUAUUAUAUUAUCGUCAAAAUACCAUAAUUAGAUCAUGAUUAUUCAAACUUCAA